CGGCCGAGCUCUGCCCAUGAGAGCCUCCGCCUGUCUCGGCCGCCUUCCCUCGCCGCACCUGUCUGCCGGGAGAAACCUAGUGUUCCUCCGACCUCCGCCGACCUCGCUUGCCGAUCCCAGGGUUUUUGCCUCCAGAUCGCUUGCCGGAACCGAUCCGAGCCCCAAGAACCACCCCCACAGGGAUAGAGCUCACAAGUGGAAGAGGAAAGAGCAAGGGGUUGGAAGAGGAGAAAGAGUAGGAGGAGGAGCAGAGGAAGUGCAUUGCGAUGUCGACGUGGUCUCGUGGCGCGAGAGGCGAGUUCGGGCGUGGAUCCUCGUCAGUGCGGACGUGGAAUCGGUGUGGAGCGUCCUCACCGAUUAUGAACGACUUGCCGAUUUCGUCCCCAAUCUUGUUUAUAGUGGGCGAAUCCCUUGUCCACACAAGGGGAGGAUAUGGUUGGAGCAGCGAGGGUUGCAGCGUGCGCUGUAUUGGCACAUCGAAGCUCGGGUCGUGUUGGACCUUCAGGAGUUCCCAAACUCGGCUAAUGGGAGUGAGCUUCACUUCUCGAUGGUUGAUGGGGAUUUUAGUAAGUUUGAAGGAAAAUGGACUGUAAAAGCUGGCCCAAGAUCUUCCAUGGCAACUUUAUCAUAUGAAGUAACCGUCGUGCCCAGAUUUAACUUCCCAGCAAUAUUUCUUGAGAGGAUUAUCGGAUCCGAUCUUCCUGUGAACCUACGAGCCGUGGCCUGUAGAGCUGAGAGAAAUUUUGAAGAAAAUCAGAAGACAAUAAUGAAGAUGAAUGGCAUGAGUGCAACCUUUAGGACCUUGUAUGCUUCUUCCUUGGGUAGGUUUGGUUCUGCAUCUGAAAUUGAGACACUCCCCAACAAGUUCAAGGAAGACCAUGAUAAGCCUCCUCGUGCUACGCUUUCUGCACCCUCAACCGAGGUUAAUGCAAAAUGGGGUGUUUAUGGAAAAGCAUGCAGACUUGAUAACCAAUGCAUGGUAGACGAAAUUCAUCUCCGUAGAUUUGACGGUCUCUUGGAAAAUGAAGGGGCCCAUCGAUGUGUCAUGGCUAGUAUUACCAUCAAGGCACCAGUUCGAGAAGUUUGGAAUGUUUUAACUGGAUAUGAGGCAUUACCUGAGAUCGUCCCUAAUUUAGCAAUCAGUAAGAUUCUAUCAAGGGAUAAUAACAAGGUCCGUGUUUUACAGGAGGGGUGCAAAGGCCUGCUGUAUAUGGUCCUUCAUGCACGUGUGGUAUUGGAUUUGUGUGAAGACUUUGAACAUGAAAUCAAAUUUGAGCAAGUUGAAGGGGACUUUGACUCAUUUAAGGGGAAAUGGCUUCUAGAGCAGCUCGGAAAUCAGCAUACUUUAUUGAAGUAUGUUGUAGAAUCAAGAAUGCACAUGGAUACCUUCCUCUCAGAAGCUAUUUUGGAAGAGGUUAUUUAUGAAGAUCUACCAUCAAAUUUAUGUUCCAUCCGUGAUGCCGUUGAAGACAGAGUAGGUAUUAAGAAUGACCAACGUGAUUAUUCUGAUGAGCACAUUGGAUCAAAUAGUGAUCCUUUGCAUGACGACAAGAGUGGGCAAAAUGAACCUUCUCCAAAUGGUAAUGCUGUGUGUACUAUAAGACAAAGACCAAAGGUUCCCGGUUUGCAAAGAGAUGUUGAGGUCCUCAAAUCAGAGCUUGCAGCAUUUAUUUCAAAGUACGGUCAAGAUGGGUUUAUGCCAAUGAGAAAGCAGCUUCGCUUGCAUGGAAGAGUGGAUAUAGAGAAGGCAAUAACACGCAUGGGUGGAUUCAGAAGGAUUGCAGACUUGAUGAACUUGUCCCUUGCCUAUAAACAACGAAAGCCAAAAGGUUACUGGGAUAACCUGGAAAAUUUACAAGAGGAGAUAAGCCGGUUCCAGAAAAACUGGGGAAUGGAUCCUGCUUACAUGCCUACAAGAAAGUCUUUCGAACGUGCAGGACGCUAUGACAUAGCUCGAGCUUUGGAAAAAUGGGGAGGGCUGCAGGAGGUUUCUCGCCUCCUAUCCCUUGAACUGAGAUACCCCAGGAGAAGAUCAGAUGCUGAACAAGAAGGGCAAAAUGAUCUCAAGGCAUCCAAUGAACCAAAUGGUCAAGAAAAGAUGUCAAACAAACCACUCAUCGCACAAGAUACACACAAGUGGCUGAUGAAAUUGAAGGAUUUGGACAUCAACUGGGUGGAGUAGAGUCACCUGAUGUCUGUCGAUCUGUAUAUCCUUUCCUUCGUUUCCUGGCAUCUCUCCAGUCCCAUACGAGAUUUACUGGUUACUAGUCUCCCUACCACCAAUCAAUCAAUAACCUAUUGCAGGCCAGAUAAACUGUGCCAGGAGGCUGAUAUAUAUCUACACAAGCUCUGCAUAUAACCUUCUUUCUUACGGUGUAAAGUUCUUAAAAUCUUGAAGAAUGGAAUUGUAUAUCUGAGGAACCUUCUUUUGUACUCGGUUUCUCUUCAUUUAGGCUUAUCCUUGAUUUGAAGGACACCGAAACAGAGACUUCAGAUUCCAACAAGAAUUGAGUCCUGCGCUGUGAACUGAUUCAGAACUUCCUAACCAUAUUUGCAGAUACCAAGUUGUGAACCAGCCAGAAACCGGCCGGUUUGCUGCAACUUCCUGGAGCAGAAUGCAAGCUAAAUCUAUGUUCAUGGUCCUCCACUACGAACAAAUGGCAGCCUUGUUUGCUGCGAGAAACAAGUGAGUCUCCAAAACAAUCUCUUUAAAUAUGAUGGAAGGACAUCAUUGGAGCCAAGUUUCCUCCGACCUCAUCUUGGACUAUGACGUGAACGCCUCACUCCUCCUUGACGGAAAUCUCCAACCCCCCAUGUGCAGGUUGCUCUCCGAAUGCUCGCUUUUUUGACAUCCUUCACACCACCAUUUGACUCCUUUUUUGUUCUUUCUUUGUUCAUCGUUUAUGCCACAGUUUGGGAUGUUAUGAAAAAUACCGACGCAAGAUUCAAUCAAACUCGGUAAGAAAGGAUUUAUUGAUCACACACAAAUCCCCAAACCUCCUUGUUUUCAUCUCUUACUUCGUUGCACAUAUGACUUUGAUGAUCCGCAUGGAGUCCACUUGGUAUACCAAUCACUACUUCAAACAUAUCUUGUUGAUUAUUUUUUCA
Molecule: messenger RNA, 3108 nt
Organism: Musa acuminata subsp. malaccensis (wild Malaysian banana)
Lineage: Eukaryota; Viridiplantae; Streptophyta; Magnoliopsida; Zingiberales; Musaceae
Source: RefSeq, a predicted model, not a curated record